Strongylocentrotus purpuratus (purple sea urchin) is the source of this 1585-nucleotide messenger RNA. RefSeq names its product carbohydrate sulfotransferase 15. Lineage: Eukaryota; Metazoa; Echinodermata; Echinoidea; Camarodonta; Strongylocentrotidae. Gene Ontology annotation, molecular function: N-acetylgalactosamine 4-sulfate 6-O-sulfotransferase activity. The transcript has 8 exons. Bases 197 to 1537 code for a protein of 446 amino acids. Gene Ontology annotation, biological process: hexose biosynthetic process. The record is from RefSeq and is a predicted model, not a curated record.
GCAAGCCAAGCGGUCAAUAUGAAGACACCGACUUGUUUCCUCCUACACAAAAUGGAUCCAUUUUAAGGGUGUACGGUCUUAGCGACGUGCGCGCCUGCUCACACAAAAAAAUACAUUAUAGUGAUACGAGAAUAUAAACAAAAUAGAAAAAGAGCGACACGAGAGAGAGAGAGCCGUCACAUCUAGUCUCGUGAAAAUGACUACAGUACUCAAAAUGAGGAAUAUUGUCACUUUGGUGAUCAUAUUCUGCGUGGUAUUAAUUUUGGUAUACCUUGAAUUCAGAGAUGAAUCAUCGAGAGCGAUUCCGCACCAAGCAAACAACCAGGAGUAUACCAAGGGCGUAUGGGAAGAACAUGAACCACAGGACCAGGGGCGUGAUACACUGGUUCGAAUUUCUCCUAUUGCUGACUCAGACAUGUCAGAAAAGUUGAGUGAGGAAGACCAUGAUGAGAGAGGAAUGGAUGCACAUCCCUCACCCAAAAUCCAAACGCCAUUGUUACGCCAUAUUCCUUCUGGUGUCAUCAGCAUGGCACCUGAUAUUUUCGAAACAGUUCCUCGUCAGUUUUUGCCGAAUUACAAGAGUCCAUGUUGGUUCAACAAACAGAAUAAACUCUACUGCUUGCCAUAUUUCUAUAUCAUUGGUAUGGCUAAAUGCGGUACAACAGAUCUGUGGGAUAAGAUCACCCGACACCCACAUGUCCUGGCCAGCGUCCCGAAGGAACCACAUUGGUGGUCUAGACGUAGGCGUGGAAUUGAUACACGUAACAUACCAAUUCACCAAAAGGAAGCACGUCAAAUAAGCAAGAUGAUAGGAGAGAAAGAAGACUCGUCUAUCGACUGGUAUCUCAACUGGUACAAGACUUUUGGAGUUAAAUCGAUUGAGUCAAGUCCAUCUCAGAACGCUGACGGUGAUGUCACUUUCCCCAAGGUGUUCGGCGAUGCAUCGAUCAGUACGUCUUUCGACAUUGGGAAAACUUGGGAAGAAGGGAACUAUACCAAUGCUGACCUUAUCCACGCGGUCCAACCACAGGCUAAAAUCAUCAUGAUCGUCAGAAAUCCAACUCAAAGAUUUUCUUCGCAGUUUCACUAUAACGGUUUCCGAGAUAGCCCCGCUGCUCUUGACCAUAAAGCCAAAGAAGAAAUCAGCUGCUUCACCAGCUGUCUACAAGAACACUCGGAAAGAUACUGCACUUUUAGAAGGUCAUGUCGUAUGUUGAACGCUAUUUACAUAGCAAUCGCGAAAGACUGGAUGAGAGUAUAUGGCCGUGAUGGAGUCUAUAUCUUAACAUUAGAGGACUGGUAUGGAAAUACCGGAAAAGAAUUUGAGAAACUCCUAAAAUUCUUAGAACUUCCUGCUCUUCCAAAAGAUGAAAUCUCGCGAAUAACCAGAAGAAAGCCAAAGAACGUGAAUGCCAGGAAUGCCCGAAGUUCCAUGUGGAACACAACUCGCGAUCUCUUACAAGAUUUCUUCAGGCCAUUUAACAAACGAUUUGCCAGCUUCAUGAAUGAUACGAGGUUCCUGUAUGAUGAGGGAUGACCAGGCGCGUACACAGGGGGGGGGGGGGGGGGGGGGGGGGGGACUAAA